AAUAUACUGGAUUUAAUGUCAGAGGUCCACUGAGCCAUUUGAGAAGGGCCUGGUGAGGUUACUGGCCCAGGGAGACCAGUAUGAGCCCAGGGACCUGGAGAGGACACUACAGGAGAUGCUUCUGUCAGCCCCAGCAGCCUUCAGGCAGAGACUAGAGGUCUGCAGGUUCCUCCUCCCACACUGCAGCCACUAUAAUACAGUACCUCCUGGAAAGACCUGUAAGGCACCUGAGCACCUUAAAGAAGACUGCACUGAGCCAUCCAGUCAGGACCAUGACAUAGGUUCUCACCACCUAGGGCAUCAGACGGCGUGCAGCAGCAAGAGCCUAGGCCAGAGCACACUGAUGACAAAGAGCAGCCAGAGGGAGAGCCAGAGGCAUGCUGUUCACUCAGAGCACAAUGGAGUGAUGGAGAGGAGGAGGAAACCAGGCAUCAUGACCUGUAGGCCAGACCCACAUCAGAACGCAGAUGAGAAAUGGGCUUUCACUCCAGAAAAAAAGAGUAGAAGAAGACCUGGUGGAAGGAGAAGUGAUGGGGCUAAAGGCUACAUCCCCAGCAGCAUCAUCAGACCACAGUCAACACACAUGACCAGACAGGGUGCCAAGCCGGUCCAGAAUAAGUAUGGAGACACGUGGUCCGAUAGCUCCAGUACUCCCUUCAGUCCCCAGCACGAGGCACAUGAGAGCCUGGAUAAUGAGGACCUGGAGGACGAGAGAGACACUGCUGAGAGUUACUCAGACCACUCCGUCCAGGAGAAGAGGGCGAGUGAUCACAGCAGAGGGGAAGUUGUAGCUACUGUACACGCUAUAGUCCCUGUCCCCCACAGGGAAGAGCCAUCCUACACUGGCAGUCCCCUGAGUGUACACCCUCUAUCAAUGACGGUCCAGAAUGGGCAAACCAUGACAGACAGGACGGUCAUGGUCACUCCACAGCCGGGGGACGGUUCACCAGCAGAUGGGGCACUGACUGGGACCACCCCCAUGGUUCCUCAGGAGUCCAUCCCAAGCCAAGCUCCCCUGGGAGACUCUGAGAGGCAGAGGCACGUGUCUGCCCCCCUGAGCUCAUCUCAGCUAGCCAAUGCAGGCUCCAGCAUUUACCUAAUGCCCCAGUGUUAUAUGACCCCUACCAGCCCAGAGAGUAGAAGCACUAACCCCCAUCACCAGCCCCCCAUGAGUGUCAUCAGUGUCAUCCUCCUGACCUUCCACAUGUCCCCCCUGAGGCCAGCAUACACCAGCACUGACCCAGCCUCCACCGCCACCCUAGCCCUAGCAGCCUCUCUCCCUGACCCUAGCACCAGGACCCAAGCCCUGGCUGCGCCCACCAGCCUACCCACCCCUACCUCCGUGACACCCUCCUCAGGGGCCACUGUCACCCCAGCUGCAAUCAGCCAGGUUCAGGCCACUCUGCCCCCAGCCGUCCCCACUCACACCCCCGGCCCCGUGGCCAGCCCAGCCCUGACCCUCAUCCACAGCACGGCCCAGGGAGAUGGUACCUCCUGCAGCAGCUCUGGGGUGGCAGCAGGGCAGGCCCAGACCCAGCAAAAGCCACAGCCCCAGCAGCAGGCCCAUCCUCCACAGCAACAGCAGAUGAGCUGCAACUCCUGUGGUUGCCGUGGCAGCUGUGGUAAUAGCCACUCUGCCGCCCCCAACCCCAACUUCUCCUUCCCUCCCCAGCUGGGGCGCCAGGUCUUCAGCAAUGCCCACCUCCCUCUCUUCCACCUCCCAUCCAUGUGCAGCACUGGAUAUCCCAGCCACCACAGCCAGGUCCAACACCAGAGCAACGCCACCACCCAGCUACCUUUCUACCCCCCUCCACCUCACACAGCCACCCCCACCUCCUCGCCACCUCCACGCCACCCCCACCACAUGCUGGCCACCCAGGCUGGAUACAACCUGCAGCAGAUGGCAGCUGCUCCCUUUAACAGCUUCUACACGCCCAUGUUCGCUUCAUUGGGACUAGGACUGGGCACGGGCACGAUGAAGAGCAGUGCCAACGUCUCUUGCUAUAACUGUGGGCUAAGCGGGCAUUAUGCCCAGGACUGCAAACAGCCCUCCAUGGACGCCGGGCAGCAAGGUGACUUUCGGCUGAAGUACACGGCCCCCCCCCACUCCUUUGAAGCAGACCAAACUGACUGACAUGAGAGGGGACCAAGGCAAUGCUUUGUUUCGCACUACAGUAAAGAUUCCAGAAAAUGUUUUCAUGGGUUGAGUUUUUCACCAAUUGUAUUACUUUGCAAAUAUCCUGACUUGUUUCUCCGCAGAGAAUUGAAUCCUGUAUCAUUCUCAGACUUUUCAGAGGAUGGUGAUAUUUUGCACUGGAGACAAGUACAAGACAGGCUCACGUUUCCAGACUAGUCUAUUACUUUAAAGAAAGAGAACCACGUCUUUAAAUGGUGUGGUGGUAAACUUGCAUUUAAUAAGGAUUAAUGGAUUGACUGAAGGUUCUCAUAUCCACAUUUCAAAGCAGGUCUUUUUAGUACAUUUCAAUUAGUUUCUUACUUUUUUGUAUUAUCUCAUAGGUGUUCAAAAUGCAAGAUACAGUUUCAAAGCAGCUAGUAGUUAACCAGCUAAUUUUCAUUUAUUUGAGAACAAAAUAUAUGAAGAACCUCACGCUCUUAUUUUUGGGGGAUUGUGAUAAAGCGGGGAAAAGAUGCAUGGUUUACAAGAUAAAGUAUGUAUGAAAUAAUUAGUUUUUUGACAGAAUGUGCCAUAAAUACCCUGUAUUUGAUUUGUUUUACAAGCUAAUGGUAUUCCAUUUGAGGGAAAUUUUGCAUGAAAAAAGUACGUUUUAUUGCUGUUUGUUACCACUUGAUAUAAUGUGAAUUAAGUCAAUCAUGUCUCAUUCAUGAUGUUAAUGCUACUGCUGUUUGGUUUGUUUCCUGGGGGCAAAAAUGCACUAAUUUGUGUGUAUGUGGGUGGGUCAUGUCACCAAUGCUCUCGGGCAAUGAGAGGACUCUUGUGGAUGUAUUCCCUUGAGCGUAUCUCCUCCUAGGAAGAGAUUUAUUGAGGUCCAAAUCAACCCCACCCCCCCACCCCUAGGCACUUGGGUCGAUCCAAAAUCACCCUAGCCACUUCGGAAAUCUGAAUGGAUUGGAUAGGUUAAAUCAAUGGUGAAAGCUUUACCUGAGCUUGCCUUCUGAUAAGCCAAGUGGAACUCUUGCCAUAUUGCCUUCACCUAUACAAUACUUCCUGAUCUAAGGUUUGAUUUUUGGAUUGGGCUACAGAAUCAAUGGUCCCUUGUCCUACCACCAUGCAUGUACUGUACCUGUUGAAUGUGUGGCUCUUGCCUGUUUGUGUAGGCUUGUCAAGCUCUUUGUUGCCAGAACGUAUGUGCCAUAUUCCUCCUUUCUCAUGCAGCAAGGAGGUUGUAUUAUGUAAGUGUAUAUUUGUGCACAGCAGUAAGGGGCUAACUUCACACACAUACUUUACCUGUAUGAUUGACUACUAUACAGAAUAACUAAUGUAUUAGAAAAAAGGUAACACGGUUGUUUGUGGGUUUGAAAGCCACUUGUCUUUCACUGUUCGUUGAGGUGGAUUGUUUUGUUUUCCACACAGGCAAAAAAUUUGAACUAUUUGAAAUUACAUUCAGGUAAAAUCACUGUUUUAUAAAGUGGAACUUAUCCUCUGUUUUUCUGUACGCUGCUUUUCAGUUGUUUUUUUUAAGCAUUUUGUAUUGGAUUUGAGAGGCCUAGUUGUUGACUUUAUUUUAAUUAAUAUCUUUAUUUUGAUAAAGAACAUUAAAGUUGAGAGGAAAAAUAGA
Molecule: messenger RNA, 3758 nt
Organism: Salvelinus namaycush (lake trout)
Lineage: Eukaryota; Metazoa; Chordata; Actinopteri; Salmoniformes; Salmonidae
Product: zinc finger CCHC domain-containing protein 2-like
Exons: 10
Coding region: 116-2134 (672 amino acids)
Molecular function (GO): nucleic acid binding; zinc ion binding
Source: RefSeq, a predicted model, not a curated record